AGACACACACAAAGGGUUGUAGCUAAUUAGCUAGUCUCGUCGGUCACAAAGCGGUACGGAGUUGCCAUCUAUCCGUGACUAGUGAGAUCUUCUUCACUCUGCUUCGAUAUUCGAAACCCUAGUUAUUUUGAAGCAAUAAAAGAAGCAUGGCAGAGUUCAAGAACGACGAAGAAGAAGAACACGCAUUGCCUACAAAGCGAAAAUCUGAUAUCUGCUCAGUAGACAAAGACCAAGACGAAGGCGAAGAUCUAAAGAAGAAGCAGAAGUUGGAAACUUCUUCUGACGGAGAUAAUGAUGAAGACGACGACGAAGAAGAGGAUUACGGCGAUGAAGAUGAUGAUGAGGAGGAGGAGGAGGAGGAAGACGAUGACGAGAAUUCGGAUGGCAAGGCUCAAAUUGAUAGCAAGGGCAAAGGGAUUUUGAGGGAAGACAAGGGUAAAGGGAAAUUGAUCGAAGAAACCGAUGAUUCUAGUGAUGCUGGGAGUGAAUCCGAUGGCGACGCCGAUAGUGACCUCUCCGACGAUCCGCUUGCCGAGGUCGAUUUGGAUAACAUUCUCCCUUCCAGAACUCGGAGGCGGGCCGUUCGGCCUGGUGUCUAUCUUUCUAAUGAUGCUCACAACAACAACAACAACAAAGACGCUUAAUUGAAUGAGACGGGUAAAAACUAAACGAAAUUUGUAAUUUCUAUUUCAAUCCGGAGGUAGUAGUAGUACUCUUUGAUGAGAUAAAAGCAAAGCUGAUUCCUUGUUUUCGGUUCGACACUUCUACCACAAUUUAUUAAUGCUGUCUAUCUUGAUUAAUCUAGGGUUCCUCUCUAUUAUUGCCA
This is a messenger RNA of Cornus florida, 826 nucleotides long. RefSeq lists its product as uncharacterized. Lineage: Eukaryota; Viridiplantae; Streptophyta; Magnoliopsida; Cornales; Cornaceae. The coding region runs from base 147 to 644 and encodes 165 amino acids. The record is from RefSeq and is a predicted model, not a curated record. The transcript has a single exon.